AGAACUACUGAUCAUCUUGCAACAAAUAAAAGUCAUAGGCUACACCACCAUGCAAUAGUUAGGCCUAUAUGACUAGUGCGAUAUGUUGUGGUAAGGAGAGUUAAUGUAGAGUCGUUACGUAUUAGUGUUACCAAUGCUGCAAAGCAGACAUGUAUAUUAUAAAGUUUAUGGGAACGGUAUUUUUAUUUAUUUAAGUAGCCUAUGCAAUUAGCCUACAUUGAAGAUGCCAGGAAAUUGAGUAGCCUAUGCUAUUGCCCAACUGAUCGCAAAAACAGAGUUUCAAAGGUACAGCUAUUGUGACGUCACUCAUCCGCGGCAGAGUGAGAGAGCGGCGACGAUCGGCUGCGGAGGAUACCGACCCCGCAGCGGGGACGGGACAACCGCCAGGCGAGAUGGCCCCUAUCCCUUUCUUCCUUGCAUCCCGCAUCGCAACGACCCCUUGGCACGCAUGAAGCCCCCGUUAAUGAAGCCAAAACCGGCCAAAGCAAGGCAGAAAAAGGCCACUGAGAGAGAGAAUGUACUGGCGCGUCGGGUUCGCCUGGACGCGCUCGUUUGUGGUUGAUCUUGGACGGAACCAGAGCUUCUCCUUCGGCUUGUGCGGCUCCAAUGAGCAGCUCUCGUUGUAUGGGUACAUCAUCGCCUACCCUCUGCAGGACUACGGCGGGAUCAUGCCGCUCCUUGGGUCGGACUCGUGGUGGCGGAAAACGCUCUAUCUGACCGGGGGCGCUCUGCUUGCCGCCGCUGCCUAUCUACUGCACGAGCUGCUCGCCAUCAGGAAAGAACAGGAGCUGAACUCUAAAGAUACCAUCAUCCUCCACCAGUUCUCCAGGCCAAAGAGUGGUGUCCCAUCUCUCUCCCCCUUCUGCCUCAAGAUGGAGACCUACCUGCGCAUGGUGGACCUGCCCUACCAGAACUACUUUGAUGGUAAGCUGUCUCCCCAGGGGAAGAUGCCAUGGAUAGAGUACAACCAGGAGCAGGUGUCUGGUACAGAGUUUAUCAUCGACUUCCUGGAGGAGAAGCUGGGCGUGAGCCUCAACAAGAACCUCAGUCCCCCGGAGAAGGCUGUGUCCCAGGCUGUCACCAAGAUGGUGGAGGAACACUUCUACUGGACCAUAGCGUACUGUCAGUGGGUGGACAACCUGGAGGAGACCCAGAAGAUGCUGGCAGUGAGUGGGCCACUGAGUGACCUACUCAAGUGGAUCCUGAGUCGCCUGACUGGCAGCAUUGUGAAGAGGGAGAUGUACGGCCACGGGAUUGGACGAUUCACCAAAGAGGAGGUCUACUCUCUAAUGGAGAAGGACAUGCGGACGCUGGCCACCCUACUCGGUGAUAAGAAGUACCUGAUGGGUCCUAAGCUGUCUAUGGUGGAUGCCACUGUGUUCAGCCAUCUAGCCCCUGCCAUGUGGACCCUGCCGGGCACAAGGCCAGAGCAACUCAUCAAAGGCGAGCUGAUCAACCUGGCCAUUUACUGUGAGAGGAUCCGCCGGCGCUUCUGGCCCGAGUGGUUUGUUGAUCUGGAGGAUUUCUGUUACGAUGACACCACAGAGGACGACGACUCCCCGUCCAAACUCCAGGACCUGGGGCUGUACUCCCGUACAGACACCUUCCAGGACGAGACCAGCCCUCCUCACACGCACACACACACAAUCUCACCAGACAGUGACCUCACGGGCCACUCGCUCUACGACUCGGACAUGGACACAGAGGGCUCUGAGAUGGAGCAGCUCAAGUGUUGACUGCCGUAUGACACACACACGACACACACACCGC
Salvelinus namaycush (lake trout) is the source of this 1770-nucleotide messenger RNA. Its product is annotated as failed axon connections homolog. The transcript has 6 exons. The record is from RefSeq and is a predicted model, not a curated record. NCBI's taxonomy places the organism in Eukaryota, Metazoa, Chordata, Actinopteri, Salmoniformes, Salmonidae. Bases 516 to 1736 code for a protein of 406 amino acids. Gene Ontology annotation, cellular component: cytoplasm.